GAAACGGCUAACUGGCAGCGUGGAUUUUAUUUGUUGCUGAAGAAAGGCUGAAUAAUGAACUCAUCAAAAGAAGAUUUGAAUUGCAUUGGGGAGAUAGGCUCGGCAUUUUAUUCGCUUUAUAACGACUACUUCAUCAAAAGGUCUACAAGUCAUAUAAUCCUCCUUGAACUUGCAGCAUUGGUCGGCCUAAUGGUGGCGCUCGCUGGUUAUCGCUUCAUCAAGAUCGCCAUGUUUUUCACUGGCUUCACUCUAGCGUUUGCUGCAUUUUACGUGUUCAGCCCAUCAUUUAUUGACACAAAAUAUUGCUGUACCCGCAGGGGGCUAAGUCAAGUUCACGUUGGAGCGAGUGUGCUGGUUGGGACAGUGGCCGGAUUAAUUGUGACCAGACUCUACAGAAUUGGUGUUUUCAUCAUUGGAAAAUGUCUUGGAUUGUUGUUUGCGUUACUGUUGCUGCAUACUCCAAUCAAUUUGUACCUUAAAAGCUUUUCAGAAGUUGGCUCGUUUCUCACUCUAAGUGCAGUUGUAGCUGGCUCGUUUACUUUGCGUUACGAGAAGCCAUUUGCAGUAUUGUCUACAUCGUUUUUUGGCACGUACGUCGCUCUCUGCGGUGUUGAUGUUUUCGUCAAGAGUGCCUUCUCCUUUUCCCUGUAUGCUUUGAUUAACUUCAUGAAAGAAAAUGCCAGUUUGGACAACCAUUCUCAAUGGUUUUCAGAAAAACACCCGACGUUGCAACUUCACCUUUCAAAAUGCUGGACAUCCAGAAACAGUAUUAUAAUGUUUAGCAUUUGGCUGGGCUCUUCUAUAUUAUGCUGCCUGUUUCAAUACCAAGUGACUGCCAAAAAUUUGAGCGAAGGUGGAAAGCUUUGUCCAUUCAACCUAUGUGCCUGUAUUUGUGGGUGUUGCACUGGAAAGAAAAGUCAAGAGGCCGGAGUGAAGGGAAAAUGAUUCAUUUCGCUGAAAAACUGAGCAUGGCAUCCGAGCAGUAAACAGGACGGUUUUCAUUUUAAAAGAGGAAAGUAGCAAGGUAUUCAAGUAGAUUUUGUUAUUUUUUCAACUGAUGUUUUAUUUUCAUAAUCAUGCUUUUAUUAUUAAGACCAGUUCAGGUAAGAGGGGAAAAGCAAAGGAAUAAAAGUGAAAGCUGUGAUGUUCAAAAAAGCUCGUUGCCACUUGCAUCUGCUUGUUGUUGUAUAUAUUCUAGAAAAUUUGCUUAGCUUAGCAUUUCGACUAUGACGUAAGAGGUUGAAACCAUGAAUCCUUUGCAACGAUUGUCUCGCAUUCAGCAGUCACCAAUUUUCGCGUUCCUAUUUUUAUCCCUCGGAGAAAGCACUUUGUUUAUAAGAUGCUUGGGUUUAUUAUCGUGAACGGAAAUGGAAAUAUGUCCCCUUCGGAAUAUUGCUAGAUGAUAAUAAAAACUCUUGACUGCCAUGAAUUAACAGCAAAUGGAUGAUUCAUUUUUUGUGAAACUCGGUCGAGAUAAUCCGCUAAUCUCGCCAAUUUUUAUUCCUUUUCAAUUUCGCAACACUCCAGACCAGCGGGUAUGCGUUCGCUGCUCAUUCAUUGAUGCCCUCCCAAAUUGCUACUGAUCUAUAAACAGACCAGCCAUUACAAUAAUGUCUAGUUUGACAACGUUCUCCUCGUCGCACGCAUGUUCAGGAGUUGGGGAUUUCUGAGGCUAAUUUUCCAUCUCGUUGCUGAUAGGAAUAUCAUUGAUUUAAGAAGAAGGAAAGGUUUUAGAAGUUUUUAAGCUCAGUCUGAUUCGUUAUGUUGAAACAUUUCGCAACAAUCUUGGCUUUUCACUGGCUUUUCCAUCAUACUGCUUGCCUUCCCUGGAAAGACAGAGUGGUGCAUGAUGUCAACCCAGACAAGCGCCAGUGCCAAACACUACCAAUCAUGAGAAAUGCCACGAUUCCCGGGUGCGGCAGUUACGAAUACCAGACCAAUGCCUGCUAUAGUACCUGUAUGCCUGAUGUAUUUCAAAACAGUUUGUCUGCAAGGAGGGACUACCGAACAAAUUGCGGUCAGUGCAAACCUUAUUUAUCUGUGAUCAAGCCAGUAUACAUCUUAUGCAAAAAAUCCGGACUGCUUCGACGUAAAUACAUUAAGAAGGUGCUUGUAUGUAAAGCAACAUAACAUUGACUCGAUAAACUGUCCCCAUGAUGGACAUCUACUCUGUCUAGUCACGCACCUUCAUGGAACACAAGGGUGGGAUGUUCAACUCAGUUCUCAUGUAGAAAAAGUUGAGUUGGCGUGAACGUGUUUGUAACAUUAUCGCCUUACUUAUGGCUUAUGGGAGGGUUGCUGUUUUAAUACAAACAAACCACAUGUAUAGUACAGAAGUGCCAGGAAGGACCGGAAGAGAGCUUCGAAAUAGUCACCAGGGAUGUUGUAAUUGCAACCUUAUUUGCUGCUUAACAAACGCUGGCUUAAAUCAAAUUUUAAGAGCACUCUUUGUAUGAGAUACUGCCGGUAAGCGAUUCAAAGAUUGUAUGAAGUCGAUACAAGCAAAAUUAUGAAGUAUUUAAGUAUUUUAUUAUAUCAAUUAUUUUGCUAUUUAAGUGGUAGUCACCAGAGUAACAGCGAUGUAAUUCUAACUAUAUCUAAUUUGCAGAGGCAAGCUUUUUCUCUAUCUAUAGAUCGAGAUAUUAUAAUAUGAGACAUGA
Messenger RNA from Rhopilema esculentum, 2660 nucleotides. Its product is annotated as transmembrane protein 198. NCBI's taxonomy places the organism in Eukaryota, Metazoa, Cnidaria, Scyphozoa, Rhizostomeae, Rhizostomatidae. The record is from RefSeq and is a predicted model, not a curated record. Gene Ontology annotation, cellular component: plasma membrane.